Messenger RNA from Motacilla alba alba, 2103 nucleotides. RefSeq names its product O-sialoglycoprotein endopeptidase (gene OSGEP). Bases 123 to 1130 code for a protein of 335 amino acids. Gene Ontology annotation, biological process: tRNA threonylcarbamoyladenosine modification. The transcript has 11 exons. The record is from RefSeq and is a predicted model, not a curated record. Gene Ontology annotation, cellular component: EKC/KEOPS complex; cytoplasm. Lineage: Eukaryota; Metazoa; Chordata; Aves; Passeriformes; Motacillidae.
GCGGACGGUCGGAGAAAAAGGCGGGAAGCGGAAGUGACGUAGCGGAGCGGCGGGAGAAGCGGCGUGAGGCGGCGGCGGCGGCGUGAGGUGAAGCACCGGGAGGGGAGCCCCGGCGUGCCGCCAUGCCGACCGUGCUGGGCCUGGAGGGCUCCGCCAACAAGGUGGGCGCCGGCGUGGUGCGCGACGGCGCCGUCCUCAGCAACCGCCGCGCCACCUACGUCACGCCGCCGGGACACGGGUUCGCCCCCGGGCCCACCGGGCGGCACCACCGCGCCGUGCUGCUCGGGCUGGUGCGGGCCGCGCUGCGCGACGCCGGGCUGCGGCCCCGCGACAUCGACGGCGUGGCCUUCACCAAGGGCCCGGGCAUGGGCUCCCCCCUGGCGGUGGUGGCGGCCGUGGCGCGGACGCUGUCGCAGCUGUGGGGGCGCCCCCUGCUGGCCGUGAACCACUGCGUGGGGCACAUCGAGAUGGGGCGCGCGCUCGGCCCCGCCCCCGACCCGCUCGUGCUCUACGUCAGCGGCGGCAACACCCAGGUGAUCGCCUACGCGCGGCGCCGGUACCGGAUCCUGGGAGAGACCCUGGACGUGGCCGUGGGCAACUGCAUCGACCGAUUGGCCCGGCUGCUGCAGAUCCCCAACGCGCCCAGCCCCGGGUACAACGUGGAGCAGCUGGCCAAGAGGGGCCGGCGCCUGCUGCCGCUGCCCUACGUGGUGAAGGGCCUGGACGUUUCCUUCUCGGGGCUUCUCUCGCACCUGCAGGCCGUGACCCCGAAGCUUUUGGGGUCGGGGGAGGCGACGCCCGAGGAUCUCUGCUUCUCCCUGCAGGAGACGGCGUUCGCCAUGCUGGCCGAGGUCACCGAGCGCGCGCUGGCGCUGACCCGCGCCCGCCACCUGCUGCUCGUGGGGGGCGUGGCCUGUAACCACCGGCUGCAGGAGAUGCUGCGGAGCAUGUGCAGGGCCCGGGGGGCGGAGCUCUGCCCCAUUGACGACAGGUACUGCAUCGACAACGGCGCCAUGAUCGCGCAGGCCGGCUGCGAGAUGCUGAGGGUGGGGCAGGUGACGGAGCUCAGCCAAUCAGGGAUCACGCAGAGGUACCGGACGGACGAGGUGGAGGUGACCUGGCGGGAUUGAGGUGGCCACGCCCACAUCGGCCACGCCCUUUUAAUAAAGUACCCCGCCCCCAUUUUUUGGCCACGCCUCUUUUUAUUGUGGGUGAUGUCAUUCAGUUGGUGGCUCCGCCCAUCUAGAGAGGGCCAAUCAGCUUCUGAUACUCCUUGUCAAUCAACAGCUGCGAGCCACGCCCCUUGCAUUGGGUUACAUUAAUGCCUUACCUGUCAAUCAACAGCUGUGAGCCACGCCCCCUGCAUUGGGUUACAUUAAUACAUUACCUGUCAAUCAAUAGCUGUGAGCCACGCCCCCUGCAUUGGGUUACAUUAAUGCAUUACAUGUCAAUCAACAGCUACAGGCCACGCCCCUUGCAUUGGGUUACAUUAAUGCAUUACCUGUCAAUCAACACCUGCAAGCCACGCCCCUUCCAUUGGGUUCCAAUACCUUUUCUGUCAAUCAUCUGCAAGUCACGCCCCUCUAUCAAUCAUGCCUCAUUUACAUAACCACACGCCUCUCUUGCCCAGCGGCCAAUAGGAAUGCGGGGGGCGUGGCCUUGCUGAGGGGGGCUGGCUGCGGAAGGCGGGAGCCGCUCAGUCUGUGAGGGGCCGGCGCGGCGAUCGCUUGGGUGAGGAGAUGGCGGGUGUGCGUCAUGAGGCUCUGUUUGUCUGUCUUUCUCUGUGUGUUUCUGUCGCGACACGGCGGCCGAUCGCGAUCCCGACCCGCGUUCCCCCCGUCGCCGCCAGCCGCGGGCGCUCGGGGUUUUAGCGGCGUCGCAGAGCAGCGGCCGCGGCUCCUUCUUCACCCGGCGGGGCCGGGGACGGUUCCCUCGGGGCUCCGCCGGAAUUUGGGGGGCCGCACAAACGCUCCGGGGGGGCUCCUCGGCAUUGAUUAAUCGGGCAGGGAUUAAUUGGGGAGGGAUUAAUUAAUAAGGGAGGCAUUAAUUUGCCUCCCCCGGUUUCGGUUCCGUCCCGCUCUGACUCCGCUUCUCUCCCCUCAG